Molecule: messenger RNA, 663 nt
Organism: Trypanosoma rangeli
Lineage: Eukaryota; Euglenozoa; Kinetoplastea; Trypanosomatida; Trypanosomatidae
Product: MGT2 magnesium transporter
Exons: 1
Coding region: 1-663 (220 amino acids)
Biological process (GO): transmembrane transport; metal ion transport
Cellular component (GO): membrane
Molecular function (GO): metal ion transmembrane transporter activity
Source: RefSeq, a predicted model, not a curated record
AUGGUGAUGCUUGUUGCGCCCGGCAGGAGUGACCAGCCGGAUCUCCUGCGCCGCAUUUCGAUGCUGCGCCGCCGCAUGUCGGCGGAGAAUGCGCGGCUGUACCUGAAGGAGAAGCUGCUGCAGGAGUUGAUGGGCCCCACCAUGCGCACGACGUUUGUCUCACAUGACCCCUGUGUGAUGCAGGCGUACCGAGAGGUGUUUGCGGAGCUCUCGCAGGUGCUGGAGCGCAUGGAGGUGGCGCGUGACUCGUUGAACCAUGUGAAUCUUAACUUUGUGAAUGCUGUGUCCAUGCGCAUGUCCCAGGCCUCCGCCGGCUUUGACCUCCGGAUGAUGUUUAUCAGCCAGAUCACAACCAUCUGUCUUCCCAUGAACCUGAUUGCCUCAUUUUUUGGCAUGAACUGCAAGGUGCCGUGGUCGGCGGACGACGUCCCCAACCUGAAUUGCUUUUGGUCCGUCGUGGGCAUCAUGUGUGCGUGGGCAUUGAUUUGCAUGUUCCAACCGGUCCAGCAACUUAUCUUCCAAAAAAAAUGGAUGUGUAGUGGUGUGCGAGGAGUAGAGGGGGGAGGGGGAGGUCUCGUUGCGCCCUGCAGCCGUAGUUCAAUGAACGUUUCAUUGGUGCCGUGCGAGCGUCUCUUUCUUUCGGGGUUACUGGAGAAGAACUAA